This is a messenger RNA of Otolemur garnettii (small-eared galago), 1914 nucleotides long. It is a transcript of the gene KRT2, whose product is annotated as keratin 2. The transcript has 10 exons. Lineage: Eukaryota; Metazoa; Chordata; Mammalia; Primates; Galagidae. The record is from RefSeq and is a predicted model, not a curated record. Gene Ontology annotation, biological process: intermediate filament organization; keratinization. The coding region runs from base 1 to 1914 and encodes 637 amino acids. Gene Ontology annotation, molecular function: structural constituent of skin epidermis. Gene Ontology annotation, cellular component: keratin filament.
AUGAGUUGUCAGAUCUCGUGCAAAUCUCGAGGAAGAGGAGGAGGUGGUGGAGGGUUCCGGGGCUUCAGCAGCGGCUCCGCCGUGGUCUCCGGUGGGAGCCGGAGAUCCACUUCCAGCUUCUCCUGCUUGAGCCGCCAUGGCGGUGGUGGAGGGGGCUUCGGCGGCGGAGGCUUCAGCAGUCGGAGUCUUGUUGGCCUUGGAGGGAGCAAGAGCAUCUCCAUUAGUGUGGCUGGAGGAGGUGGAAGCUUUGGCUCGAGUGGUGGAUUUGGUGGCAGAGGAGGAGGCUUUGGAGGCGGCUUUGGAGGUGGCAGUGGCUUUGGAGGCGGCGGUGGCUUUGGAGGUGGCAGUUUUGGAGGUGGCAGUUUUGGUGGUGGCGGCUUUGGUGGCAGCCGCUUUGGCGGUGGCGGCGGUGGCGGCUAUGGAGGGUUCGGAGGUCCCGGUGGCUUCGGGCCUGGAGGAUACCCUGGUGGAGGAAUCCAUGAAGUCUCCGUCAACCAGAGCCUCCUGCAGCCUCUCAAUGUGAAAGUCGACCCAGAGAUACAGAACGUGAAGUCUCAGGAGCGGGAGCAGAUCAAAACUCUCAACAACAAAUUCGCCUCCUUCAUCGACAAGGUGCGGUUCCUGGAGCAGCAGAACCAGGUUCUGAGCACCAAGUGGGAGCUGCUGCAGCAGCUGGAUGUCGGCACCCGCAGCACCAACCUGGACCCCAUCUUCCAGGACUACAUUGACAGCCUCCAGAAAUAUGUGGACAGGCUGUCUAUGGAAAGAACAUCACAAGAUUCAGAGUUGAACAACAUGGAGGAUCUUGUGGAGGAUUAUAAGAAGAAGUAUGAGGAUGAGAUCAACAAGCGCACGUCUGCUGAGAAUGACUUUGUGACUCUUAAAAAGGACGUGGACAAUGCCUACAUGACGAAGGUGGAGCUGCAGACCAAGGUGGAUGUGCUGAGUCAGGAGGCCGAGUUCCUGAAAGUCCUCUUUGAGGCGGAGCUGUCCCAGAAGCAUGAGACUAUUACUGACACCAACGUCAUCCUCUCCAUGGACAACAGCCGCAACCUGGAUCUGAACGGCAUCAUCGCCGAGGUCAAGGCCCAGUAUGAGGAGAUCGCCCAGAGGAGCAAGACCGAGGCCGAGGCCCUGUACCAGAGCAAGUAUGAAGAGCUCCAGGUCACUGCGGGGAAACACGGUGACACCCUGCGAGAGAUCAAGAUGGAGAUCAGUGAGCUGAACCGCAUGAUCCAGAGGCUGCAAGGGGAGAUUGCCCACGUGAAGAAGCAGUGCAAGAGUGUGCAAGAAGCCAUAGCAGAUGCUGAGCAGCGUGGGGAACAUGCCAUCAAAGAUGCCCAGAACAAGCUGAACGAACUGGAGGAGGCCCUGCAGAAGGCCAGGGAGGACCUGGCCCGGCUGCUGAAGGACUAUCAGGAGCUCAUGAACGUCAAGCUGGCCCUGGACGUGGAGAUCGCCACCUACCGCAAGCUCCUGGAGGGCGAGGAGUGCAGGAUGUCUGAAGACCUCAGCAGCAGUGUAACCGUGUCUGUGACGAGCACCACCGUUUCUUCAAAUGUGGCCUCCAAAGCUGGCUUUGGAGGUGCUGGUUCUGGAGGAGGAAGAGGCUACAGCUCUGGAAGUGGCAGUUAUGGCUCUGGAGGCAGAGGGUCGGGCUCCAGAGGUGGUGGUGGAGGAUACGGCUCUGGUGGUGGUUCUGGAGGAAAAUACAGCUCUGGAGGUGGCUCUAGGGGAGGCUCUGGCUCUGGAGGAGGAUACGGCUCUGGUGGAGGAGGCUAUGGCUCUGGAGGUGGCUCCAGGGGAGGCUCCGGCUCUGGGGGAGGCCAUGGUUCUGGAGGUGGAGGCUCUGGCUCGGUAAAGAGUGGCUCAGGUGAAGGGUUUGUUUCCAGUGUGACCUUCUCCUCUAGAUAA